ACAGCCAUGGUGGGCCGGCUCAGUCUGCAGGAUGUCCCUGAGCUCGUGGACACGAAGAAGAAGGGAGACAGCGUCCUGGACAGUCCGGACUCCGGGCUGCCUUCCAGCCCGAGCCCCAGCCACUGGGGGCUCGUGGCCGGGGGCGGCGGGGGCGGCGGUGGGGAACGCGCUCCGCCCCCCGGCGCGCUGGAGCCCGACGUGGCGGCGACCCCCGCGGCCCCGAAGAAUCCAGCAUCUCUCCCCAGUGCCCCGGCAGCUGGCUGCUCCCCGAGGCUUUGCCCACUGUCUUUUGGAGAAGGAGUGGAGUUUGACCCCUUACCACCGAAGGAAGUAAGGUACACUUCCUCAGUCAAGUAUGACUCCGAGCGCCACUUCAUCGAUGACGUGCAGCUGCCCCUGGGCCUGGCAGUGGCCUCCUGCAGCCAGACGGUCAUCUGCAUCCUUAAUUGCACAUGGCGCAACUACAAGGCUGAGGUGCGCUUUGAGCCCCGCCACAAGCCCACACGCUUCCUCAGCACCACCAUCGUCUACCCCAAGUACCCCAAGACCGUCUACACCACCACCCUGGAUUACAACUGCCACAAGAAGCUGAGGAGGUUUCUGUCCAGCGUGGAGCUUGAGGCCACCGAGUGCCUGGGUGGCGACUGCCUCUCGGAUGAAUGCUGACUUGCAUGGGCUGGUUGGGGUCGGACCAGCUAUUGGCUGUCUGCCCUGGUCCCCAGACCACCCAUGUGGGCCUUGCACAUCAUUCCAGCCCUGGAGGAGUUGAGCCUGGGAUACCACUGAGUCCAGUUUGGGAAGAAGAAAAAGAAGCACUGCAUCUUAUAAUUAUUGAGCUACUUGGCUUUGUUUUUAAAUUUUCAAAUUAUCUUAAAAAGGAGUACAUUUCCUGGUUUGCUGCUGCAGUUUCCCUGAAGUCUCCAUAGGAUAAGAAAAUAAAAAGACGACUAGAGCAAGAAGAGAAUGACAGUAAAUGGGACCAGGGAGCCAGUGGUGGAGGUGGAGGUGCGCUCUCUCUCCACAGCUGUGGGUGUGAAGAACAGGUGGAAAAGUCCCUGCGAUGGGAAAGGCGGCUGUAAGAAGUUUCAGCCACAGACAUCUUCACUGCUACAAGGCUAGAGCUAAUUCAGUAAAUUGUGAAACCCAUAUGUGUUCAAUCUGUGGAAAGUUGAGUUCCAUUCCAUUUUUAUUUCUACUUCCAUUUGUAUUUCCUGUUAACUGAAACUCUUGGAAUUCUCUAGAUCUUUUUCACGAUAUCAAAAAACCCCAAACCGCAAUACGAGAUGCCUUUGGGGGAAGAAACAAAGGCUCCCUGUGUUGCUGCCUGCCUCGGAUGGCCAGGUGGACCCAUGGCUCUGUUUGGGGGCAGCACAGGGCCAAUGGCUUCCGUCAGAUCCCCAGCGGGUGGGGUCUACCGCCUGCUCUGGCUCUGCCCUCGCACACUUGGCAUCUGGUUAGCAUCUCUGCAGGCUUGUGUAACUUUCUCAAUAGGUAUUUUGGGGUUUCAAAAUACUUUCCAAUUUUUUUUCAUGAGGCAGAAUGUAGCAGAGGGCUCUUUUGAAAGAAAUGGCUUUUUUUGUGUGUGGUUGUUUUUUUUUUUUUUUUCUAAACCGGGGAUUGAACUCAGACCCUUGUGCUU
Molecule: messenger RNA, 1639 nt
Organism: Octodon degus (degu)
Lineage: Eukaryota; Metazoa; Chordata; Mammalia; Rodentia; Octodontidae
Gene: Rflnb
Product: refilin B
Exons: 3
Coding region: 7-666 (219 amino acids)
Biological process (GO): negative regulation of bone mineralization involved in bone maturation; skeletal system morphogenesis; negative regulation of chondrocyte development
Cellular component (GO): actin filament bundle
Molecular function (GO): filamin binding
Source: RefSeq, a predicted model, not a curated record